Messenger RNA from Strongylocentrotus purpuratus (purple sea urchin), 10701 nucleotides. RefSeq names its product ectopic P granules protein 5 homolog (gene epg5). The coding region runs from base 128 to 8818 and encodes 2896 amino acids. Gene Ontology annotation, biological process: autophagosome maturation. Lineage: Eukaryota; Metazoa; Echinodermata; Echinoidea; Camarodonta; Strongylocentrotidae. Gene Ontology annotation, cellular component: cytoplasm. The record is from RefSeq and is a predicted model, not a curated record. The transcript has 45 exons.
CGCUCCUAUUCUAGUGCAUUGCCACAGUACAGAUCAGUGAUCCUCGACGGUGGAUGUGUCAAAUCGCUACAGCCAGAGUCAUGAUUUGUAAGCUCGGCUGUUGUGUUUGUUAGAUAUUUUUGUCACAAUGGCAGAGGCUGUUCGACCCAAGAAGAGGACGAAAAGAAAAAAUCCAAAAUCUAAAUCAAAUGCUCCUCUUGAAGAAGUUCUUGAAGAAGAGUCAUCAUCAAAGUUGGAGUCACAUAGCAAACCAAUUGAUGAGGAUGUAAAGAAUCAGGAGGAGAGUUCGCAGAGUGAAUCUGCUCAUUCCAUCUCAGAACUCUCACAAGACAGAGGUGACAAAGACCAAGAACAUGUCACCCAAAAGGAGAAUGAUGCUGGCUGUCUCAGUUUAACAACUAGUGUAGAUCCUUUGAGUGCAGAAUCAUCGAAGGUAGAAAAUGUUACUGGUGAUAGAACAGGAGAGAAUGAAGAAAGUGGAGAUUACAUGGAGAAAUGGAUGGAUAAGCAUGAAGAGGAAAUACCAGAUGUAAACAAAAUAGAUGAGUCAGUGCCAUCUGAAGAGGAGAAGGAACCUGAGGAGGAGUUCUUAGAUACAGCCAAAUCAAUCAAGGAAGAUGGUCAACACAAUGAAGCAAUUCAGAGCGCCUCUGUGCUUCCCUCUACUGCUGAAUGCGACAAAGAUGUUGGCCCUGCUUCUGAAGAAGAUACUUCCCCGGCUUCUGAAGAAGAUGCCUGUACAGAGCUUCAUACUCAGACUUCAGAUGUGAAUGAGGAUGACACUGUACAAGUGACAUCCACCAAGGAAGAAACUGUCCAAAGACAGGAUGAAACAGAACUGGAGGAUACUGGGGCUACUGUAGGAGAAGAGAUGACGGAACGAGAUAAAAAUGUUUCUGAGACAGAUGAGAGCAAAGAGUUGUCCCCAUCUCAGGAAGGAGAUAGUCUUGAAGAAUUUGAAUUCUUGUCUUCGCUGUCCAGAGAAACUUCAAUUGAGGAGCCACCACAGACUUCUGUGGCAACUCAAGAUGAAAAUACUUCAUUGGAAACAGAACAAGCAACAGCCCCACCAGCAGAUGAAGUUCUAACCCCAGAGGCCACUGGGCCACCAACAGAAUCAAUAGCCUUUGAUCCCCUGAGCAACAGCCAAACCCAGCAAGGAACACAGGAGGAUGAGGCAGCAGCUAGUCUUCAACAACCUCAACAAAGCCUAGAAGAGACACCAGAUGAUACAGCUAUGACAUCUGCCCCUCUCAUAGCAGUAGCCCCAGAAGAGGAUCCGCUCUCUGUCUCUGGCUCAAAGGUUCAAGGAGAAGAUACAGAUGAGGGGAAUAGGUCUGUGGAAGGAAUCAGAGAAGCGACACGCUCCGAGGUUCGAAAGAUCGUAGGUGUGAGGACGAGGACAGUAGCAUGGCCAACGGAAUCUAUGCAGCCGAUGAGCCAACAAGAGCUUCAGUACUAUUACUUCAAUAGCAUGCUUACUAACCACGAUGCAUUUGUUGAGGAUUUUGUGAAGGGGAACUACAUUGAUAAGCAUGAGUUCUAUGAUCUAGUGAGUAACUACUUACGAGCUCGACUGAAUGUAGGAACCAUACAAGCUGAGAUCAAGGGUCAGAGGGAAGAUUAUAUGGACAAUGUGGAACAGAUCUGGAGCUUCACACAGAAUGAGAUCCCUGUAAAGGGUCAGUGUCAAGAUGACGUCAAUGUGAAAUCCACCCAUACAUUCAAGACCGUUGAAUAUCACGAACAGAAGCUGAAGGCAGCAGAGUACGCUCUCUCUCAACUACGUAUCCACGUCCAUGGCACGUAUGCCCUGGUCACGUAUACAGCGCAGCUAUCACGCCUACAGAUCGAGGUAUUCAUCUAUCACCUGUUGAAUCGGUCUCAGCUCUUCAGACAGGUGGAUAGCACUAUGCCUGUCACAGCUCUUCUGAUGAAUCUCAAUUCUGCUGAAGCUCAAGCUGAUAUUAACAAACUGAAGCAGUGCAUCUCAGUUCUCUUUGCAUUCCAGCGCAGACCAAUCUCAGAUUCAGAGUUUGUUGAGCUCUCUAGAUCAUGGCUACAGCGUAUGAUAUCUGUGUUGCUGAGAGUAGCCACUCUUGAGGAGCAUCUCUUCAUCAUGAAUCAUCUCUUGAGAUGUCCUCCAGGCAUCAGCGAAUGGGCUUCGUUAUUCCUUCAGGUUUCACCUCCUGUACCCGUACGAGGCGCUCCCCAAGACACCCAGCUUCUCAGUAUGGAGGAGGAUGCUGCCUCAUCAUCGUCAUCAAGCAAAGGUCAAGGGUCACAUGGAUUCUGGGCUAGUCCACUCUUGGAUCACUUUGUUAAUAUGCUGGCAACUCUCAUGGCUCCAGUCAGAUAUCGCGAAGAGUUCUUGGCCAAGAUGAAGGUGGCAUCUACCAAUCCUUUCUCCUCUAACGCCUGUGAUCCUACGAUCAACUGGACAUUGGUUGAUGAAGAUCUAGAAUCAGAAGAUGAAGAAUCAUCUCAUAAACUUCUUCUGAAUGAAGGUGACCUGGUGGAGUUAUUAGCUCAGUUUCCUUUCACUGAAAUGUUCAGCCAUAUUCUUCUUGUGGAUACCAGUGCUGACAGAGCAUACAACGUUGAGCAGGUAGAGAGCCAAGAUAUGCUCAAACUGGUCGCAUUCUCUUCAAGUCUCAUCCAAAUCUUCCACACUGGUCUUCAGACAUUCAACAGAUCAAGAUAUCGCCAGUUUGUCAAGAGAAUCGGCAGACUCAUCAGACACACAGUGCAGUAUGUAUCUAACCAUUGGACCAACUACAAGACAUGGAGAGUAGAGGUGUGCAGAGACUCGGAGGAUAGCGUCCUACCUGGAUCAGACCCUCAGAAGGAGAUCACUCUACAGAAGAUACAGCUAGAGGUGGAUGAGAUGUUCUUCAGGGCUGUCCAGUGCAUCAUGUCUGCUCCAAGGCUUGGUACAUGGCAGUUCUUAGCUGACAUGCCAUACUCCUGCCUCUCACCUCAUAUGAUGUGGAGGUUGCUAUGGUUUCUGCAUCAUUCUGAUAAAGGAGAAGUUAGCUCUACAGCUUCUAUCAGUGUGAGAACUAGAGCUAAGCUAGAUGAAUACAAGUGGGAUCUGUCAGAUUCUACAAAGAAAGCUCAUUUUGGAAAGAAGCUCUUGAACAUGCCUAUGUCAGAGGUCAUCUAUCUGCUGACGACCUUUGCCAACAUGGCUAGUGCCAGGACUAACAAAGAAACUGAUUUUGUCAUUACCAUCACGAAUGAGGUCUAUGAGCUUGCCUAUCUGAACAAACACACCAGAGACUCAUGUUCUAAGGUUGGAAGGGAGUUACUUGCUGGUAUGGCGAUGACACAUCCUUUCAUUCUCACUAACAUCCUCAGUCUCAUCCAGUCUCACAUGGACAUUACUGGCACGAUGAGUGUAUACCUAUGCUCUGAGUUGCCUGUCUAUCUGUGGCAACCUUCUGUCUCUGAUAUGAGCUUCAUACGAGUGUGGAUCUUAGAUCACAGUCCUGACUCGACUGAGAACCAACUAGCAAGGCUCAUCUUGUCCAAGCUUAACUGGGGCUAUACUGAGCAGGAGGAUGAGCUUGUACUGGACAUCAGCUUGCAUCGUAAGGUAGCCCUCUUGGUUAUGGAAGCUUUCACCAAGCACAUCGCAGAGAAGACACAGGCAGCCUUCAUUGCCUCCACACUUUCAUGGGGAAUAUCAAUGGUGCUAGGAGACGUUGUGAACCUGGAUGUCUGGUGUUGGGACCUUCUCAACAAGCUACGGCUCCAUGGCCAGGACCAGCCGACGCCCAUCCUAUGUGCAUCAGGUCACACCCAAGAGACAUCAGGAGGUCACUCCUCCAAAGCAGGAGAGGCAAGAGCAGCUAUGGGUGUCGUACAGCAUGGUGGUGGAACAUCAUCAGGGCAGAACUUCUCAGCCCCGGAUUUGAACUCUGACCCUAUGUUGUACCCUGUCAACAAGGCCCUGGCUAGCAAGAUACCAUUGGCAUGUUAUAUUGCUGUAGCAAUGACCAAAGCAGGCCACAACCUUGAGGAUUUCUUAACCAAGGGAUUGGAAUAUCUUCAGAACCUGGUUAGUGCUGGUUGUUACAGGAUGUGUAUACCACUGAUAGGCAAGAUUGUUCCAACCUUCAUUGAAUCAGGGCAUCAGGAAUACCUGCUUAAGAGUGUCAAGUUCAUCUCUUUGAUAGAGACCAUUCUAACUGCUGAUCAUCAAUACUCCAGGAUCUUGCAGAAACUCUCCAUGUCUUUCCAGACAGAGUGUACUGCACUCUUCUCCAGUAUGAUUGCAACCCUUCUGCAAGCUAGCAGAGCACCUGGAACACGUACUCCUGGUCUGACAGAGACCAUGUUUGAAUUCUGGUUGAUGAUCCUGACCUCCUGUAAGAACUGGCAUACUAACCACGAUGUAUGCCAGGUCCUAGACGCGACCUUAGAGGCUGCCCUCGUCUGUCAUAAAGCAAGCAAUGUACUGACGCAAGAAAUAUUCAUGACUCACUUCAGGAAGAAGGUUCCUGUCUCGAGGGCUCCUGGUCUGUUAUCCUCUGUCAUGUCCCUAGUCUCCUCCUCUAGUCCUCUACCCACCAUGCUGGAGCAACACAAGAAGGAGUUCCCUUGGCUUGCUUACUCCCUCAUGUCAGCUGAGACAAGGUUCCUGCAGGAGAGUGGAGUGCUUCAGGUGGUCUCCCAGGAGCUCCAUACCAACCCCUCAAUGACCACUGACCAGGCUCUCAAGAGAGCAAACCAGCAGUUGAAGAGUAAUUUCUUGGUGAACGUGAACCAGCUUCCUAUCUACCGCUGGGCUCAGCUAGCCUUAGAUACAGAUAUCACGCAUCCUCUACUACCGGUUAUAUGGCAGAUGUUUUUCACUCUCUAUCUUGAACGAAUGAAGGCACCAGGAGGCACGUUAGAGCGAUUCAGCAUAGGUCAUCGCUAUUUCCUAUGCUUGAGUGAUGUGACCUUCUUGAGGAAGCUGAAGCGGCACCUCUCAAGCAUCGCAGACUACCAUCACAAUGCUAGCCAGGGUCACUACCCUCAAGGUCAGCCACCCAGGAGACACAAGAUGACCUCACAGGUCAGCAAGGUGGAGGGGUCAACUCUAGAGGGAGCUGUUGGAGGAGCUGAUGGAGAGGGUGGAGGAGUGGCUGAUGGGAAGAGUUCUAAAGAUGGAGAGGAUUUUGAAGCUGUUGCUGACAAGGAGUUCCACACCAGGCUAAUCAGGCUGUAUCAAACCUACCUCUUAUGGCUUGAAGAAUUCUUACUUCACGAAGCAAGUUUGUACCUACCUUCCUUACCGGAGCAGUACGACAGAGAGAAGCUAGCAAGGAUAUUCACUGGAGAUGUGGAUCCUUGGAUGGAGUAUGUUGAUUGGGAUGGAGUAAGCUAUGGAGUAGACAGACUGGUAACACAAUGGUUGCAGGUUACAAGACCAACUAUCUACAAGAAUAAUGGUCUUAGUGCUAGGGAUCAAGAGAUAGAUGCUACAACACAGAUCCUGCACCGUUUAGCCCAGUAUGAGAAGCCCAAACCAGCUCCUACUGUCCAGGCCAUCACGGCUCCAGUAGGAGACAUACCAGAGAAUCUCCUGGUGGAUCAUCAAGCCAUGCUGGAGUUCAUUGAUGGAGAUCUUCAAGAAAUGCUCAGUUAUGCCAACUCAUUUUCAACGAGAGAAAGCUUUAACGUCGGUUUGGACCUGAGCUACAUAGAGCUACUGCCUACACUAUAUCACAAUUCUGAAAUCCAGACGAGACUAGAGAUCCCUUGUAAAUCAGCCGUGUCUUCCAGACAUCGUUGCUUGGGUCCAGCUAAGAUUCUCAUCAGGCACCAGGAAUGCAAGGUAAGUGAUGCAGUCAAGAGGAAGCUGGAUGAGAACAGAACUGAAUACAAGCAGCUAUCAAUAGAAACAGAAUCACCGCCCCCUCCUGUCAUCUGCUCUGCUGCUGUCCAUAUAGAGAAUGCCAUCACUGACUUGAUCAACGUGAGUCGUGAAUCAAUGGGGGAAGAGAGGGUGGCCAUCAACCAGGUGGGUGUGGCUCUUCUAUAUCACCUUGCCAACAAGAUGAAUGAUGACUGCAGGCAUUACCCUCCUACCAGGCAGUUCUUCACAUCAUGUAUUGAGAUCUUAGGACAGGAAUUUGUGAGACCGUAUCCUGAAGAAGCGCAAACACUCCUUCAUGAGAUUCUGACCAAUCACAAACUUGCCGGUGUGUUGGCACCAAACUUUGUACCUUGCAACUGUCCUUCAACCUUUGUUCAUAUGUACACAGAGGUAGUAAGGGCUACUGCUAACGACAUGCAGGACCUGGCUUUCAUGUUGCUCACUAAGUUUGACAUUGGUCAUUGGUUAAAGCAGCACCACCCGACUCACUCUACCUGCUCUCAUCUGAUCACCACCAUUGGUGAGGCCUUGACUGCCUGUGGGUUAGGGGAGGAGACAGACUCUAGACCCCUCCCUCACUAUGAGGUCUACCGCUCACAUCUACAGACCGUCUUCCUCUAUAACUUCCCUCAGCAUUAUGCAGAUGUCAUGCACAUAGUCAUCAAAGGUAUGGAAGAGAAGAGUCUGAAGCUGAAAGUGCUUGAGGAUGUGUUGAAGACACUAGACUGUCCUGUACUACCAGACUUUGGGGAUAUAGGACAGAAGCAGGUGGAGAAGCUUGUACAAGAGGAAACACUCAUCUCACUCAAUGAACUUGUACAAAGCCUGGAAUGGAUGGGUAAUUACUUCUCCCGUCAGAGACAUAGCAAGCAGGAGCUGCUUCAGUUUGGCUUGUACAGUCAUUGGAAAGAUUUCAUGCCAGCACUCUCUAGUUUCCUGGGAUAUCUUGCUCUCAACUGUGUCCUGAAGGAAGCAAAGAGGCUGCAGGAGACUAAUAGGAAUAUAGAAAUAGGUAUUAAGAAGCUUUGGGAUCUAGUUCUUUCUUUCUUUGCUCCGUGGGUUGGACCAGCAGAGGCUGCUUUACCAGCCAAGCCUGGACAGUUUGAAGUUCUACCAGCCUGGUCAGAGGGAGACGUGGAAAGUGCCUUGGUCAUGGUUACACUCUUUGCUGAGACAACCAGUUUCAUGCAAGCUCUCUUCCAUAAUGCCCAGCAGCCAGCGACUACCAAUAUCUUAUCAAUGUUCUGGUCCUACUAUGUGCGCUCUUUGGCCAAGAAGGGAGUGAGAGAGGACAUCCUGUAUGCCUAUCACCGGGCCAUGGCUGGCCUCCCCUGGGCUGAGUUCUAUCCUGAUGUCUACUGUAUGGAAUCCAUGAUCAAGAUGUAUGAGGCUGGUCUGGAAAGCUGUCUUCUCUUCUUAGCAUCCAUCUUCCAUCGCAUCCAAUGGACCGGUAUCUUGGAGUGCAUCAUCGCUAGGGGUGACCUGCAGACAGCUAAUCAGUUCCUCUCAGCAUUGCUCAGUAUGCUCAUCAUCUUCGGCAACUCUGUUCCCAUCAUGCAUUCACAGGGAAGCAGUAUCAAAGUGCUUGUUGCAGAAGCACAUCAGUUUCCAUGGUACCUGCUAGACGAGAGCUGCUAUCAUAGCGCUACCAUGUGGCAGCUAAAGAAGAGUAAUUCACGCUCUGUGUUGGAGGAGCUUUCUGCUGGUUCAAUUCUUAGCUUGAUGCGAGCAGUAGCUGGAGUCGGUAGCACAGAGGCAUCAAACCCUCGCCUUGCAUCCAAACAAGCUGCUUACAUAGGAUUAGUGGUUGGUCUCAUGUGUCAAUGCUCACAGAACAGAGAGGUCAGAGCUGAACAGUUCACUACCCCACUACAUGGUCUACUCUAUGAUAUCACUCUCAUAUCAUCAUCAGCUGGUCCUAGUGUUGAAUCCUCGACCCACCUAUCAUCUCUCCUCACCACCGUGCUAUCUCUCCUCAACGGCUGCUCGCCCAUCACUGGUGCUCCGGAUUCCAUUGUGAGAGGUCUUACAGCAUGGCUAGCUACCUGUGCUAAUAGUAACCUAGUACUGCAAAUCAUCUCAGUAGCAUGUAACACACUAGCGUCUACCAAGCACAUGGCCGUUAUCAUUGAGGCUUGCAUCGAUUCCUACUUUGCAACUGUCAAACCCCCACCCAACGAUACCACUCAUGGUUGGGCCGGUGUAGUAUCAGUUCUUCAGAUACCUCAGCUGUCUCAUGAUGAGUUCCUUGGUCAAUGCUUAGAGGGCGGUGCAUACCUAACUCUGUUUGCAUACCUAGCACAGAAGCUACCUCAGUGCAGGAGUCUAGAGGAAGAGACAGCCAUCCAUACCAAGCUCAUAGACUGGUGUAUCAACUGCACACCAAGUCGUGAGAAUGAGUACAAAGUGCUGCUGUGGUGGUACAAGGCUAUGGAGCUGACAGUGCGGAUGAUCAACUUUGGAGCCCCUGAGAGUAACCUGUCUCGCUCUCUCAAUAACCUAGCUCCUGCCAUCAUGGCCCUCGGAGAAGAUAGGAGGUCAGCAGGUAUCCUGGGAGCAUUGGGCUUCGGUAAACAUUCACAACUCUCAUUCAGGUUUCGCCUAGCAGCAAGAAGUCUUGCAGUCUUCAUCAUGGCUCAGCUGCCAAAGGAAGGUAUCCGCAUGGUAGCCAACGCACCUGGAGCCCUGGUCUACCCCAGCACAACGCGCUCUACACGAGGCUCCAGCGGGAGCAUCCAGCAAGGUAUGAAGCUCCUGGACAGUGCCCUGGAGAACAGGAGCUACAUGGAUCUGAAGGCAAUCACAGAGUAUGUAAGGAGGUUCAUUCUAGAUGACCAUCAUUGUUUGCCCGAUGGUGCAUCCUUUACAUCGUAUCUAGCCUCAAACCUGUUCCCUGAGAGAGCUUGUCUGAAUGUUGUUUGUCAAAGGAACGCCAAUGUUACAUCCUAAUAGGUUAUCUUCAGUCAAACCUGUCUAUAAAGGCCAUCCAAGGGAAACAGAUAAGAGAAAGUAGCUGCUGUGGACAGGUGCUCUUUGUAGACAGGUUCUACAGCACACACCCUAAAGGGAGAGAGUGUAGGUGGCCACUUUAGACUAAUGGCAUUUCUCAAGAGGUGGCAACUAAGACAAGUUUAACGGUAUGUAGAGGAUUUAAGAAGGUUUAAUCAUGAUGCAGUUAAUUCUUCUCCGUGUGCAUGUCAAUUUAACUCUCAUAUCUCAUAUAGCUUUGGAUUGAAAAGACUUAGCCAAAGAUAAAAAAAAAACUACUGUAUGACCAAAGUUUCAUCCCUUCAAUCACGACAUGACUGUCUCACAUAUCCUUUGAGGUGGCAGAGAGAUUCCUUAAACUAGUACUCCCACUUUCAAGUCAUUAUUUCUAGAGAGAGAGAGAGAGAGAGAGAGAGAGAGAGAGAGAGAGAGAGAGAGAGAGAGAGUAUACAGUGCAAGCCCCUUAUUAGUAUUCUACCCAUAUACAGAAUGUACAAUAUACUUGUAGAUAUGAACAGAGUUUUUGAUACAUUGUCACAUCAUGUUUUGAUUCUUCUUGGGUUUUACUAUACAGACAAUUCGACUUGUAUCAUUUAGUUCCCCAUUAUGAUGAGGGUCAUAGAUUGAUGUGGAUCUGUCAUUCUCCAGCAGUAUAUUCAAAAUGGCAUUUAAUCAUUUAAUAUAGGUUACUAAAAUGACUGGAGAAUAUUACAUACCGGUAACUUGUAGUUUAAUGUAUACAUAUACUCUAUUGAAUACCAUGAUGUUGCCUAUACAUUAUAGAAUGGGUAUACAUGUAUGUAUAGACAAAAUCAGAGAACUACCCAUUUUUUCACAACUCAAUAUUACACAAUCUACAUUUAGGGGUAAAAGGAAUGGUUUUUCCCUGCAAAAUUUAAAAUGAGGAGCUUCUGCAUAUCAUGAUUCUGCAUAUUUUUCUAGUACACAUGAUUAUGUCCUGUUUUAAAGUUUUGAAAGCUCCAAGGGUUUAUAUUUCAACUGUGAAACAUGACUAGCUCUCAUUUUUAAAAGAAUAUGCAAUAGGUAGAACAUGUAGAGGUAGACUAUGUAUCAAAUGCUUUGAACUUUUCCUUGACUCUGAAAUAUUUGUUCAUUCAGGCUUUUUUUUUUUAAUUCACGUAAAACUGAAGAACCAUCACAAUCAUUAUUAUUCAGCAUUAGCUAACAUUAUGUGGGAGCUAAUAUUUGGCUUAUCAGUAUGCAUCAAUGUUUACUCAUUCUGCAAUUGAUGAUGUCAAGAUACCAUUAUUGUAUAGAAAUCAUAGAUUUUAUGAUUUCCUGAUUGAUAUUCGUUGAUGUAAACAUUACUAUAAUACAUGUAGAGAGAUAAAUCUAUACUUUACUGAACAAACAGGUACAUGUACAUGUAUGGUAAAAUUACUGAACAUUUUUAUUUGUGCUGUAUAUUGAAAGGGUUUUUGUUUACAUUAGAAUGUAUAUUUAUCAUGACAGAACAUUUUAUAUGUAUUGAUUUGAAUUUGAGUAUUUUCCUACCUUUUAUUUUUGAAUAGUUGUAUACCUUUCUCGUUGCAUUUGAUCAAAUAUUCAAGAGUGUACUUUGGUAAUGGACAUGUAUUAUUGUUAUAGCCCUUGUAUUUUAUUUCAUUUGGACUUAUACACAGUACCAUGUUAUACAUGCUGAGAUCAAUCAUAGCAUUUUAGGGAUUUUGUAUGUUACAAAUGUCCACCAUUAUUUUUGUAACUUCUUUUCUGUUCUUCCAAUUUUAGCUUCCAUUACCUUAGGUCUACAUAGUGUUUGAAUCUAUCAAUUUGUAUUACAAAUUAUUAAAAUGCAUAUGGAUAUUGUCAGUUAUCACAAACAU